Acanthosepion pharaonis is the source of this 633-nucleotide messenger RNA. Lineage: Eukaryota; Metazoa; Mollusca; Cephalopoda; Sepiida; Sepiidae. The record is from the annotation of a GenBank genome assembly.
AUGAUUAAAAUUGUCUUUUUUUAUCGCAUUUUGUUUUUCUUUCAUUAUGGGUUUCAAAUAUCAUACUUGCUCUCUCUCUAUAUAUAUAUCUCUCUCUCUCUCUCUCUAUCUAUCUAUCUAUCUAUCUAUCUGUCUAUCUAUCUAUCUAUCAACUAUCUAUCUAUCUGUAUCUCUCUCUCCCUCGGUCUUGAAGUUGAUAUGCCGUUAAAAAAAUAUAUUCUCUCUCUCUCUCUCUCUCUCUCUCUCUCUCUCUCUCUCGCUCUCGUUUGCUGGGGUGCGGGAUUUAUAGCAACCACUAUCUAUCCUUUCUCUCCCUACUUUUCCUCUCAUCUUUGUAUUGGGCGAACCAAAAAAGAAAUCUAUUCAGAAGACUUUAUAUUCGUUUUCUUUUUUCUUCUUCUCUUUGCAGAUAGCAAAACAAGCUUUACGCGUGCGUGUAGCCUUUUUCCGAUGACAGACAACUGUAACACAGUCAAAGAGGACGGCAAUACUGUCAAAUUCUGUUACACAAGCUGUGACACGGACGGCUGUAACACAGCCGCGCCGUCCGGUAUGACGCCAUGUCAUGGGAUUACCACGAGCCUCGUUAUCAUUCUACUCAUGGUCAGUGUCAACAACAUGCUGAAUCUAUGA